AAGUCAAGUCUCGCAAGUGCUUUCAAAUAGUAUUUUUCGCACCACUUCCCUACAAUCCUUGUAACCGCGUUCACAUUGUCGUAAUAACUCCGAAAUAAUGGCGCACGUUAAUGGCAAUGCGCCCAAAAUCACGCUAUACACAAACUAUCGCUGCCCUUAUGCUCACCGAGCUCACAUUGUUUUGAAAGAACUGGGUUUGCCUUAUGAGGAAGUUACAAUCGAUUUGGAUACUCCGAGAGAGCCCUGGUAUCUGAAAAUCAACCCUCGAGGUCUUGUUCCUGCCAUCAAGUUCAAUGGCGAGAUCAUCACCGAGUCAGCCGUUGUCUCAACAUUCCUGGCUGACGCCUAUCCCUCGCAUCUCUUCCCUGCAACAGGAUCUCCAGAAGCUGCCCUGGCCCGUGCUAAAAUCAAUUUUUUUGUCGAUACCUGGAGUACCAAGGCUGGUAGCUUUUGGUACAAGAUCUUGAUGCAGGAUUCUGAAGAGGAAAAGGCAAAGUUGAGCCAGGAAUUUAUUGAAACCGUGAGCAAAGAAUUGGAGCCUCUUCUGAAAGAUGCAAAGCCAUUCUUCGGCGGGAGUGAGAAACUCACACUGGCAGAGGCACUAACCGCGCCUUUCAUUAUCCGGAUAUAUGCGUUCUCAAGACGCGGUGUACUCCCCAAGUCCAUUACAACAGAUUUGGAUGCACUUCCCAACUUUUCCAAGUGGGUUGCAGCAGUAAUGAAACAAGAGAGCGUGACAUAUGUUUUUGAUGAGGACUCAAUCAUCUCGUCCACCGUCAAGAGACUGGAAAAGAUGAAAGAGAAGAACAAGGUAGCAUAGAAGUGAGUCCAUGCCAUGAGGUUUUGGUCAUUCAUAUAACGUCAAUGUCAAGAUUACAAAUGAGAUAUUCUUAGAGACCGAAUUCAUCUAUCCAUCUCACUAUGUUCUCGAGCAUGAUGU
Molecule: messenger RNA, 940 nt
Organism: Bipolaris sorokiniana ND90Pr
Lineage: Eukaryota; Fungi; Ascomycota; Dothideomycetes; Pleosporales; Pleosporaceae
Exons: 3
Coding region: 98-820 (240 amino acids)
Cellular component (GO): cytoplasm
Source: RefSeq, a predicted model, not a curated record